Uranotaenia lowii is the source of this 1130-nucleotide messenger RNA. RefSeq names its product endonuclease G, mitochondrial-like. The transcript is spliced from 2 exons. Gene Ontology annotation, molecular function: single-stranded DNA endonuclease activity; RNA endonuclease activity; nucleic acid binding. Gene Ontology annotation, biological process: apoptotic DNA fragmentation. The record is from RefSeq and is a predicted model, not a curated record. Gene Ontology annotation, cellular component: mitochondrial inner membrane; nucleus. The coding region runs from base 90 to 1064 and encodes 324 amino acids. NCBI's taxonomy places the organism in Eukaryota, Metazoa, Arthropoda, Insecta, Diptera, Culicidae.
GGACGGGAUAUGUACGUGUAAUGUGCGAAGGAUAUUACGCUUUCAAGUGAAAUUAAAAAGUCGGAAACAAUGUGUUUGCUGUGAGAAAAAUGUCGUCAAAUCUCAUGUCCCGUUUUGUACUGUUGUCUUCCGUUGGAAUCGGAAGCUACUACCUCGGGUCGUUUGUGGAGCGGCGUAAAAUUCAGGACAAAACUGUUUGUGGAAAUGAAGAUUACGUAAACCAAAAUAACCCAGAUCUGCUCAGUCGGAUAAAAUCUAUGCCGGGUUUACCUAUAUUUGGGUCAAUAUCGGCUGCCUCUCCCAUUCCCAAUGAAAAUAAAAGUCUCACACCAUCCGGUACCAGUCGGAUAGGACAAAUCAUGAAAUACGGAUUUCCUGGACUGGACAAUGUUCGCUCCUACGACGAUUUUGUGCUGUCCUAUGACCGUCGAACCAGGGUGGCCCAUUGGGUAUUCGAGCACCUAACGGCGGAGAACGUUCGCCGGAAUGAGGCCGUCGAUCGUGCGAAGAGCGACUUCAAAGCAGAUGAAAGCAUUCACCCGUUUUUCCGAUCUCUUAAUUCUGAUUACAAGGGAUCCGGAUUUGAUCGGGGUCACAUGGCUGCCGCAGGGAACCAUCGGUCCGAGCAGAAGCACUGUGAUCAAACUUUCUACCUUACCAAUAUGGCACCGCAGGUCGGUGUCGGCUUCAACCGGGACAAAUGGAACCAUUUGGAGAGCUAUAUCCGAAAGCUCACCAAAACGUACCCGAACGUAUACUGUUGCACUGGUCCGCUGUAUCUGCCACGGAAGGAAGCCGAUGGUAAGCUUUACGUGCGCUAUCAGGUAAUCGGGGCCAACAACGUGGCGGUUCCGACGCAUUUCUAUAAGGUGGUCGUCCUGGAGACGGCCGAUCGGAAGCUUGAAAUGGAAGCUUACGUACUGCCAAAUCAGAAAAUAGACGACGACACACCGCUGAACAUGUUUCUGGUGCCACCGGAAACUAUAGAACGAGCGGCUGGGUUGUUGUUUUUUGACAAAAUCGCGCGGAAUCAGUUGACCAAAAUAAACGGUAAGAAAGUGUAGUUAGCUGUUAUGUCCUAAAUGAAUUUUAUUGAAUUACGAAUAAAAUUUUAGACCGAUUUGAAAUAA